AUGGGUAGUGAUCUUGGAAUGAAUACACCAAUGAUUUUACAUAAUGAUCAAAUGGAGUCACCAUUAUUGAUUGGAGAUAAUUGUGACAUUGAUCCAAUAUUAUUUAGUAGGGUACAGAAAAAACGAAUUAUGAAGUCGGUCGAUGAACUACCUAAUAAAAAGAAAAAAUUCGCAAAUAAAGAUUAUUCUCCCGUAAUAAAAAAACUUAUUCAAGAGUUUUCAACUGACGAUCCCGAGAAUGAAAAAACUUUACAAUCUGAAUCUGCUUCCAAGUCCAACACAUCAGUUAACUUCCUAAAUUUAUAUCAAAAAUCGAAUAAAUAUCCAAAGCGUACAUCUGAAGGAAAAGUUGCUGAAAACAGAUUUCAAAUACAAUUAGUGAAAGCUUACUUCGAAAGACAAAAGCAAGGGUCCUGA
Messenger RNA from Acaulospora morrowiae, 417 nucleotides. Lineage: Eukaryota; Fungi; Glomeromycota; Glomeromycetes; Diversisporales; Acaulosporaceae. The record is from the annotation of a GenBank genome assembly.